Messenger RNA from Lingula anatina, 3307 nucleotides. RefSeq lists its product as uncharacterized. The record is from RefSeq and is a predicted model, not a curated record. Gene Ontology annotation, molecular function: calcium ion binding. Lineage: Eukaryota; Metazoa; Brachiopoda; Lingulata; Lingulida; Lingulidae.
CCAAGCGUAUAAUUUAUGUUGUUAAAUGUCAAUUGGUUAUAUUCAAGCGGACCGUCCUGGGAUGUGUUUCAAAGAAUUGGGACUGGCAAUUAUUUGUGCUUUCCUGUUAGAAUAUGUACAGGGCAGCCACUUUUGUGGAUCAACAAUAAGUUGGAAGCCGUCCCUUGCUGAAUACAGCAAGGUUAACUUUCAAUGGCAGUCUGCCUGGACGCUGGGGAAUGGUCCUUGUGACACAGGGUGUAAUGAAGCACAUAUUGGAACGCUGGGAAGAUCUAGCUUAGGCCAAUGGAGCUGUUUGUCCGGCUGUGGAUCCAGUCUGAAUUUAGCCGACCAUCAAUACGUUGUCACUGACAUUAGUGUUCAAGAAAACUGGGAGCAAGGAGCUGAUGGUUUCUCCUAUACAUUUCCUAACCAGGGAGAGUACGUGGUGGGAUUCACUGGUAGCGCAUGGCGAAGUUUAGAUCAUGGUAGCGGAGGGAAUUGGCGAGUGCAAACCGUAGUCAACCUUGGCAACAGAAGUGACACCGACCAUCCGAACAACAGCCCUGUAACUGCAAGUAAAGGCAUUUAUAGGGCCAUGUUCGGCUGCAAAUUUCAGCUCCAGAUCCCUGUGCAAGAUCCAGACGGGGACGCGGUCCGCUGUCGCUGGGCAACUGGUACCAACGAGUGUGCCAGCAUUUGUCACUCGUUACCGAACGCCGUGUUAGAUGAGGAGACAUGCAUCCUUACAAUCCCCUUGGUCUCCACGACGAACGGGUACAGAAACGGAGGUUGGUAUGCAGUGGCGCUGACAGUCGAGGACUUUCCGCAGACGACAAUUGAACAGGGAGGUGUCAACAAAACAUCUUCAGACAGAAUGAGCUCCAUUCCUUUACAGUUUCUUAUUACGACUCCUGACCUUGGUGACUGUUCUGCUGCCCCGUCAAUUCUGCAGUGUGGUGUUGACUCCAAUGAAACUGUUUCUAUCGCUCGGAAUGAGACUUUCAAUGGAAAAGUAUAUGCCGAGACCAAGCUUAUUUCUUCCCCUAUAACCAGUAUCAAUCUGGUCUCUCCUGCUGGCUUGCUAAAAAGCUCUAUGGCACCAGACGACCUUGGUAGAGCAGCGGUCAAGUACCUUAACGUGACGUGGACGCCAUCUAGCGACCAGACUGGCGAGAGCAUCUUGUGCUGUGAAGCAGUCGAUUCAGCCAGACGACCUAGUCCAUCAAAAUGCAUUUCAUUAAGGGCAAAUGAUGAUGACGAAUGUGUAAGCAACCCGUGUCAGAAUGGGGGAGCAUGUAAUAAUAUGUACAAUAGGUUUGAGUGCACCUGUGCUGUUGGAACUACUGGUACAAGAUGUGAAAUAGAUAUCAACGAGUGUAUCAGCAACCCCUGCCAGAAUGGGGGAACGUGUGUGGACAAAACUGGAUACUACGAUUGCUUGUGCCAGACCAGUUUUAACGGAACACACUGUGAAACAGACGUUAACGAGUGUUUAAUCAACCCAUGUCAGAACGGUGGAACGUGUAUAAACACAGUCGGGCACUACAAUUGUUCGUGUUCAACUGGAUUUACGGGAGACAACUGUGAAACAGACAUCAACGAGUGUAUCAGCAAUCCUUGCCAGAAUGGGGGAACGUGUGUUGACAAAACUGGAUACUACAAUUGCUUGUGCCCAACCGGUUUUAAUGGAACCAAAUGUGAAAUAGACGUUAACGAGUGUUUAAGCAACCCAUGUCAGAAUGGUGGAACGUGUAUAAACGCAGCCGGGCGCUACAAUUGUUCGUGUCCAACUGGAUUUACGGGAAAUAACUGUGAAACAGACAUCAACGAGUGCAUCAGCUAUCCCUGUCAGAAUGGGGGAACGUGUGUGGACAAAACUGGACACUACGAUUGCUUGUGCCCAAACGGUUUUAAUGGAACCCACUGUGAAACAAACAUCAACGAGUGCAUCAGCAAUCCCUGCCAGAAUGGGGGAACUUGUGAGGACAAAAUUGGACACUACAAUUGUUCGUGCCCAGCCGGUUUUAAUGGAACCAACUGCGAAAUAGACAUCAACGAAUGUGCCAGCAAUCCCUGUGAAAACGGGGGUACGUGUUUGGACAAACCCGGACACUACAACUGUUCGUGUCCAACUGGUUUUAUAGGAGACAUCUGUGAGACAGAUAUCAAUGAAUGUGCCAGCAAUCCCUGUGAGAACGCGGGUACGUGUAUGGACAGAGCUGGACACUACGAUUGCUCGUGUCCAAUUGGUUUUACAGGAGCCAACUGCGAGACAGACGUAGAUGAAUGCCUCAGUAACCCAUGCGUAAACAGUGGCACGUGCAACAACUUGCUGAACGGUUUCAACUGCACAUGUCCUGUUGGUUUCAUUGGAGACAUGUGCGAAACGGACAUUGAUGAAUGUGACGAUAGCCCUUGUCAAAACAACGCAACUUGUGAAAAUUUGGCGGGAAACUUCAGUUGCACGUGCUUGGAAGAUUUCAAUGGGACGAGAUGCGAGAAUGAGAUGGCAAUUUUCAACAAUCGAGCUUAUUCAAAUAUUCCUUCUGGAAGCACUAGUAUUACUGAUUCUACUCCACCGCUAAUAGGACUACUCGGAAUCCUUGGGUUACUAGUGUUCGUACCUUGCUUUUGUUGUAUAUUUUUUCUGUGGAAGCGUAACAAAAGGAAAAGAAAGGUGAGGCCACUUGACGAGCAUCAGGAGGAGCAGAAAAACCCGGGAGAGAAGUACAAAGUCUCUGAAGAGGAUGAAACAAGCACAAUAGACACAGUCGCUGCGGAAAAUGAAGACAGCGCGGCAGACGACACUAAAAACAUAGGUGCUGCGUCCAUUAAGUCAGAUGAGCUUCUUCUUCGCGCCUGAAAGUCAAUGACGUCGUCAGAGUUAUUUCAGCAUCUUUUUCUUACUCCUGAUUGUAAAGCAAACCCCAUAGCUGACAGCUAAUCCUCCUUCGUCCAGGACUGUGCUGAAUGGUGAAAUCGUUAGUUUGGAAUUCGUUACCAUUUAUGAAUUAAAUGCAUCUGAUAACAGAUUGCGUUGUCGUUCAAAUAACGCUAUGUGACGAGGCAUACCCAAGCGCCACGCCACAAUGCUUCCAGCAUCGCUAACACAUUUCGGAAAUGCGUACUUUUUAUCAAUGUUGUUCAACUAGGUUUUGAGUAUACCUUUAUUUUCAAAUAUCGCACAUGACACGAGAAAACUCAAUUAUACUUAAAAGGAUAAAAUGGUGCUACAGUUUAAUAUAUCAACAAAUAAUUUGUCACUGUAGCACAAUAAGCUUGCUGCAUACACGAACUACUGCCAACUGCAACACUCAGAAAAUGC